Molecule: messenger RNA, 3560 nt
Organism: Sesamum indicum (sesame)
Lineage: Eukaryota; Viridiplantae; Streptophyta; Magnoliopsida; Lamiales; Pedaliaceae
Source: RefSeq, a predicted model, not a curated record
GUAACCAAAAGUGAUAAACAAAGCAGAGUAAACAAAAGCGGGUCGAGUCCGACAGAGAGUCGGUGGAGGAGGAAAAAGCAAAGCUCCACUGCAAGCCAAAAGAAGGUAUCUCUUAGUAUAUUAACUGCUUGAAAUUCCGGCGAAUCUCCGGCCACAUUUUCGCCGGAAUGUUGGAUUCCGGUGGAUGUUUCUCUUUCACUGUUUGCAGUGUUUUGCUUGGGCUAUCGGACACUGUUUCUGUUUAAAAUACACGUUUUUGCGCGUGGAGGGAACAGAAGAAGUUGUGGAUUCUUGAGCUGCUUGCAUUCUUGGAGUUUGCCUCUGAUAGUUUAUUCCUUUAGUGCGGUGAUAAUUUUCGGAGCUUCUGUGGUGGUGUUUCCUUUUUGGGGUUUCCGCCUUUUUGUACUGCCCUCCGAUCUCGCUUUUCGAAGGUAUUGAGAUGAAUGGUAUUGAUCAGAAUGACAAAAAUCGCAAUUUCAAGAAAACAUAUCCAGGAUGCUUGGGAAGAAUGGUGAACCUUUUCGAGUUAAACGUAGGGGUGUCUACAAACAGGCUGCUCGCGGAUAAACCACAUCGAGAUGGUUCCCUACUCUCAAGGAGCAGAUCAGAUGUAUCAAGGAUGAGCUCAUCUGGUGACCAAAUAGAAGAAAAAGUGACUGCACCUGAAUUCAAAAGCAGUUUUCCAAACAGAAAAUCAAAUGGAACGCCCAUGAAAAUGCUUAUUGCCCAAGAGAUGUCCAAAGAAGUGGACUCCCGGCGUGAUCCUCCUAAUUUAGUUGCCAAAUUAAUGGGGCUUGAUGCCCUCCCACGUCAGGAAGCUGAGUCAACCACACAAAGAAGCCAUUCUAGAGGUCGUCCUCGAAGUCAUUCAGAUAUCCCUAUCAGUUGCUGGGAGCAACAGAAAGGAUUCUUUCAUCACGUAGAACCAAAUGAAUACAGAGAUGUUUAUGAAAUAUGGCAGCAAUCGCAGAAAUCACAAGAUGAGGAAAGAUAUGAGGAGACUAUAAAUGACAAUAAGAUGGAUCUUGUUCGUCAGAAGUUCGUGGAAGCAAAACGCCUGUCUAUGGAUGAGAGACUUCGUAAAUCUAAGCAAUUCCAAGAUGCAUUAGAAGUUCUGAAUUCCAAUAAAGACUUAUUCCUUAAGUGUCUGCAAGAACCUAAUUCAAUAUUUUCUCAGCAACUUUACAGUCAGCAGUCUGUAUCCCCUCCUAUGGGGACAAAGCGAAUCACUGUUCUUAGACCUUCAAAGAUUGCAGACAUUAAUAUUGCUGGAGCUGGGAAUAAAGAUGGAAAUCAAAUGAAAAAAGGUGCCUUUCUUCAGCUGAAUGGGUUAGAAAAAACUCAUCCAGGAAGUUCCCCUCCUGCAAGUUAUCAGUCUUAUGAAAAUCCCACUCAACCGACUCGAAUAGUAGUUCUGAAACCAAGCCCUGGGAAACCACAUGAUAUUAAUGCUGUCAGUUCUCCACAGCCGGAACCACCUAAGAGAUUACAAGGUGGAGAUUCUUUUGGCCUUGCAGGAGAAGAUAAGAAUCAAGAAUCAAGAGAAGUUGCAAGGGCUAUCACACAGCAAAUGCGUGAAAAACUUGGCAGGCACCUGAGAGAUGAAACCUUGACUUCUUCUGUAUUCUCCAAUGGUUAUGCAGGUGAUGAAAGUUCAUUCAAUAAGUCAGAAAUUGAGUAUGCAGAUGGUAAUCUCAGUGAUUCAGAAAUCAUGUCUCCUGUAUCUAGACACUCUUGGGAUUAUGUUAAUAGGCUUUGUAGUCCUUACUCAUCCUCCUCGUUUAGUCGGGCAUCUUACUCUCCAGAGUCGUCAGUUUGUAGAGAAGCAAAGAAACGUCUCUCUGAAAGAUGGGCCAUGAUGGCAUCUAAUAGGAGUUAUCAAGAACAAAGGCAUGUUCGCAGAGGCUCCAGUACAUUGGGUGAAAUGCUUGCUCUUUCUGAGGCAAAGAAGGUAGCACCACCUGGAGAAGAAGCAGGUAGUUCUAACGAAGAACCCAAGGAUUCAUAUUCUCUCUUAGUUAGUGAACAGAGAAGAGAUGAAAAUGUGGAUAGUUCACCAAGGAAUCUCAUGAGAUCAAAAUCUGUUCCUGUAUCUUCUACUGAGUUUGAAACUAGGCUCAACAUGGGUGUUUCAGUGUCAGAUAAUGGGAAAACAGAAGCUGCCAAGGAGGAUGCAAAGGCAAGAACUGUUAAAUCCUCGUUCAAAGGGAAAGUUUCAAGUUUGUUUUUCUCAAGGAGCAAAAAACCUGUUACCGAUAAAUCUCUUGUAUCUGAAGAUGAAUUCCACUCUUUUCCUGAGGAAAUUUGCAGUGAUAGAGCUGCAAAUAUUAGUGACAAAGUGUCCGCCCAAGCAUCAGCUGGUCUGCAGGGGCCAUCAAGAAAAGCAUCUUUCUCAAAUCUAAUUGGGAGGCAGGGUGUGAUAUCUCCUGAGACUGAAUUGGCCAUGGCAAAUCCUUGUGAAUCUGGAAACCAAGGUGAACAGCCAAGUCCUAUAUCUGUCUUAGAUGAACAUUUUGAAGAGGAUGAACGUACAGCAAAAGUGUUUCCCCAUUAUGCCAAGCCUGACCAACAAGGAGUUAAGUUGCCACUUGAUUCUACUGGAUCAAACUUGAUUGACAAAUCGCCGCCCAUAGGAUCCAUCGCUCGCACCCUGUCAUGGGAUGAUUCGUGCAUAGACACAGCUUCAUCACAUCCCGCAAAGGAAUGCUUAAUCACCGAAGAAACAGAUGAAGACGAACAAAACUUGUAUACCUAUGUUAAGACAUUAUUAUCGGUCGCUGGUCUCCAAGGUGAGGUGCAAUCUGAUUCAUUUUUGGCAAGAUGGCACUCACCCGAGAGCCCAUUGGACCCAUCGUUAAGAGACAAGUACAUUGAUUUAAAAGACAAGGAGACAUUGCAUGAGGCCAAGCGGAGGCAAAGGAGAUCAAUGCGAAAGCUUGUGUUUGAUUGUGUAAACACAGCCUUAGUGGAUAUUGCAGGAUAUGGGUCAGACUUGGGCCAACGAGCUCUUCCAUGCAUCGGGGCCAAUAAUCACACAUCGGACAGUGCAUCGUUGACAAUGGUGGACAAGGUGUGGGGCCGAAUAAAUGUAUGGUUUUCUAUCAAGGUCAAAUGUGUAUCAGACGACAGCGGGGAUGAGAACAACCUGGUGGUGGAGAGAUUGGUAAGAAACGAGGUGGCGGGCAAAGGGUGGAUGGAUCAUUUGAGAUUGGAAAUCGAUAACUUGGGAAUGGAAAUUGAAGGAGAGUUGCUGGAAGAGCUUCUCCAAGAGGUGGUGGUUGGAUCAACAGUACUGCUACGCUGUGUUCAGUAGAUCCAAAGUCGGACAGCAGACUUGUUUUAAUCAUCUUGUUGUAGGGCUAGCGCUGGUCAUGGGGUGACUUUGCACGGCGUAUCUUUUGUUUUUGGGUUUGGGGAAUAAGGCUUUGGAUUCAGACACUGUAGUGCAGAAAGUUGGUCUUUUAAAAAGGGUUAAAUUAAUAAUACACUUCUCUUCCUCGUCAUGUCUGUGUUACCUGCUGCCUGCAUUGUCCGUUAAGUAAUAAAUUGUAAUAGCCAGA